AUGGGUAACACGUUAACAUUGACAUCGAUACCAAAUGCUGUUUCAUUACCAAUCUUUGGUGUUGGUUUGACAACGCUUUGUUUAAGUUUAUGCUUCUGUUGUUAUUUAUGGCGACUGAGAAGAGAUACAUUUCGUGAAAAAGGCUACCGAAAAGAUCAAUAUACACGAUGCAAAGUGAAGAAUUCCAGUUGCGUGAUUUGCUUUGAUGAUUUCUAUGAGGACGAAGAAAUUGCCGUUUGUCCAUGUGAACAUGCAUUUCAUAAACGUUGUCUAUCACCAUGGCUACAACAAAACUGUACAUGUCCGAUGUGUAAUAUGUGUAUCAAGCCAGAGAUAUCUGGCUCAUGUCAAUUACCCGAUAUGCUUUAG
Messenger RNA from Adineta ricciae, 369 nucleotides. Lineage: Eukaryota; Metazoa; Rotifera; Eurotatoria; Adinetida; Adinetidae. The record is from the annotation of a GenBank genome assembly.